This is a messenger RNA of Lotus japonicus, 2060 nucleotides long. RefSeq lists its product as uncharacterized. Gene Ontology annotation, molecular function: catalytic activity. The record is from RefSeq and is a predicted model, not a curated record. Gene Ontology annotation, biological process: GPI anchor biosynthetic process. Bases 355 to 1791 code for a protein of 478 amino acids. The transcript is spliced from 4 exons. Gene Ontology annotation, cellular component: endoplasmic reticulum. NCBI's taxonomy places the organism in Eukaryota, Viridiplantae, Streptophyta, Magnoliopsida, Fabales, Fabaceae.
UAAAGCCAAAUACAACCACCAACUCAUUUCCUAGAAGGCUCCUUCCUCUAUUCUACUCUAUCUAUGAAGACAAAGCAAUCUUUCAAGUUUCAACUAGCCCCUAAUCUAAUCCUUCUUAGGAGUAUAUAGUAUUCAUUUACUCUCUCUGUUCUUUCAUUUUCCUUCCAAGCCACUGCUCUACUAAACCUUCCAGGCUUCCACUUCCACUCACAAACUUCCAUGCCAAACAUGACAACAAAAACAAAACAGACUUGUGUUGAAAACAACUCUGCAACUUUCCCCAACCUUGUCUUAUGAGAUCACCACAAGCCAAGAGUCCAAGACCCUCUUCCCUCCCACACCCACCUCCCCAUUAUGCUCAAGCUCCUCAACAAGAACCUCCGCCGCUUCCUCUCCCGUCUCCGGUGGCCAACUCGCCGCCGGUCAAGGUCCAAAGUGGUGGUGAUCAGCAAAUUAGGGAAAAAUGACCACCACCACGAAACAUCACCAAGCACCAAUUUUUCCUCCACAGUUCACCCAAACGCUCAAAUGGGUAGCCCGAAACCCGAUAAAACAAUUCGGGUCGCGACGUUCAACGCUGCCCUGUUCUCCAUGGCACCGGCGCUUCCAAAACCACCAACCUUCGACGACGAAAACGGCGUCGCUUUGAAAACCGGCCUCAAUUCGCGAUCGAAAUCCACCAACGAGCGACCCAAGAGCAUUCUCAAGCAAUCUCAAUCGCAAUCUCAAUCGAAUUCCGAAGAAAACCUAAUCAGCAAGCAACAGAAGAUGACGCGAUCGAAGACGAGGGUUUCAAUCAAUCUACCAGACAACGAGAUUUCGCUGCUGCGAAACCGACAAUCGAGCUUCUCUGAACACGACAAGGAGGGAGGAGGAGGAGGAGGAGCAUGGUUUUUGGGUAACAAUGGGGUCCACCACCACCACAACCACCACCGGAGAGGUAGCAGCAGAACGCUGGUGGAGGUGUUGAGAGAGGUGGAUGCUGAUGUGCUGGGUUUGCAGGACGUGAAGGCGGAGGAAGAGAACGGAAUGAAGCCGCUGUCGGAUUUGGCGGCGGCGCUGGGAAUGAACUACGUGUUUGCUGAAAGCUGGGCGCCGGAGUACGGCAAUGCUGUCUUGUCUAAGUGGCCCAUCAAACGAUGGAAUGCUCACAAAAUCUUUGAUCACACUGAUUUCAGGAAUGUUCUGAAGGCCACCAUUGAUGUUCCUCAAUCAGGUGAAUUCAACUUUUACUGCACUCACCUUGAUCAUCUCGAUGAGAAUUGGCGUAUGAAGCAGAUAAAUUCAAUAAUACAAUCUUCUGAUGAGCCUCACAUCUUAGCUGGGGGCCUUAAUUCACUUGAUGAAUCUGAUUACUCUCAUGAAAGAUGGACUGACAUUGUAAAGUACUAUGAAGAGAUGGGAAAGCCAACACCAAAGGUUGAAGUGAUGAAACAUCUCAAGAGUAAAGACUACACAGAUGCUAAAGAUUAUGCAGGGGAAUACGAGUCAGUUGUAAUGAUCGCCAAGGGCCAAAGCGUCCAAGGGACGUGUAAGUAUGGAACUCGGGUUGACUACAUACUAUCGUCCUCAAAUUCUCCAUACAAGUUUGUUCCGGGUUCGUAUUUAGUCCUUUCUUCCAAAGGGACAUCAGAUCAUCACAUUGUGAAAGUUGAUGUGAUGAAGGUGAACAACAAUCCUCAAGAAAAUGUGACAAAGAAACCGCAACAACCGAGAAAGAAAAUUGUCAGAAUAACACAAUCAGCUCCUUCAAAGGGUAUCUGGAAAAUACACACUGGAGAUUUAGAUUGAGCUCUUCUUUCUUCCUCAUUUUAGAUUAGUGCUAUGGUUAUGAUUUUGGAAAUGGGGCAUUUUGUUUUGUUCUUGUUUCCUAAUCGUAUGUUCUUUAUACAGAAUUCUUCAAUUUGAUUUACAAGAAUGUAACAGAAAAGGGUAAGAUGAUGUGUGACACCCCCCCCCCCUAAUUUGUAUAGCUUUUGAUUAAAAACUUGUAAAAUCUACUGAGUGAUUUUUUGCUUAUAAUUUGACAGUGUCCAUGGAAUUAACAAUAUUCAUGACUA